Phytophthora sojae is the source of this 756-nucleotide messenger RNA. RefSeq lists its product as hypothetical. The record is from RefSeq and is a predicted model, not a curated record. NCBI's taxonomy places the organism in Eukaryota, Oomycota, Peronosporomycetes, Peronosporales, Peronosporaceae. Bases 1 to 756 code for a protein of 251 amino acids. The transcript has a single exon. Gene Ontology annotation, molecular function: protein binding.
AUGGGCGUCUACCUAAGUGCGCAAAACAAGAUUCUCCAAAUGAUCGACGAUGGCACCCCUACCACGUACGCAGGUGAUCAGGUCAAUGGGCUAAGCCCAGGGCCUCUAGCUUUGGCGCCGAACGGGGAUUUCUAUCUUGGUAGCAAUGAAGCAGUGAUGAAAAUCACGAGUACCGACAUCAUCACCAUCGCCUCGCUCGCGGACUCGCUGGUCUUGCAGGGUAUUACCGUGGACUCGAGCGAGAACGUGUACGUUUCGAGGCUAACUGAAUUCGAUGUGGUCAAGAUCGCUCCCGAUGGCAGCGUCAGCAUCUUUGCAAACUCCUCAAUGUUCACUCUUGCCAUGGGCAUCGCAAUCGACUCGUCUGACAAUAUUUACAUCACCGAUCAGCACAGGAUUCUGAAAUUCACGUUAGCCGGCGAAAUGGGUGUGGUGGCAGGCAGGGUGCAGGGCUUCUUGAAUGCGUUGGGCGAACUCGCUCGCUUCAGCACGCCCUGGGCGCUGACGAUCGGCUCGGAUGGCAAUUUGUACGUUGUUGACUCAGAUAAUAAUUGUAUCCGAAAAGUGGAUCUCACUACGAGGGAGGUCACCACGUACGCGGGAAUUUGUCUAACGUCAGGGACAACAGACGGUCUCGCUACGGACGCCACGUUUCAGAUGCCCGUGGCGAUUGCAGCGGCAGCCGACAACAUAUUUUACGUGGUCGAUGGGCCUUCUAGAGCGGGUUACCGCGUGCGCAAGAUCUUCACCGUAUAG